Messenger RNA from Nasonia vitripennis (jewel wasp), 661 nucleotides. RefSeq names its product small integral membrane protein 4. The transcript has a single exon. Bases 34 to 288 code for a protein of 84 amino acids. Lineage: Eukaryota; Metazoa; Arthropoda; Insecta; Hymenoptera; Pteromalidae. The record is from RefSeq and is a predicted model, not a curated record.
GGUGCUCGCGUGUCUUUCAUCGCAUUGUUCUAAAUGGUCUUGAUUAAUUCAUUUCGAUGGUUAUUAAAUGCCUAUCCCGGUAAAAAAUACUUUGCCGAAUACCGCUUUCUACCGAUUUUCUUCUUAGGUGGGGCGGCUUUGGAGUACUUAAUGAUUCACUGGACUGUAGGGGAAACCAACUUCUACCGUACCUACAAAAAAAGACAAGUUGACGAGAUAAUAGAGUGCAAAGAAAAAGCAUCACUACUAGAGAGUGGCCUAGUACGCAUCAAAUUAAGAAAUCAGUGAAUAGCCAAGAUUGCAAUGCCUGCAGGUGUAUCCUGGCCAAGGUACAUAAGCUUCUUUGCCGUGUCGAUGCUCAGUGCAUACGCUGGAGCACAGCUGGUGCACAUUUAUUACAAACCUCUGGAUGACCUGGAUGAUAUGGUUCAAGAGGAAAUUGAAAGAAGAAGAAAGGCUGGUCUGUUGAAAUCCUCUGUAAUCUAGUCUAGGUGUUGAAGUUACAUAAUCUAGCGCAUGCCUCCAUGUCCGAUGAGUCAAGAGAGUGUUUAGCAGGCCACUAGAAAGAAUAUUUUGAUAUUUUAAAAAAUGAUAAAAAUGAAUGCAGAAAUUAUGUGACAUGCAGAGUUGUACGACAAAUAAAAUAUCAACUUUGAAUACA